Molecule: messenger RNA, 1927 nt
Organism: Drosophila bipectinata
Lineage: Eukaryota; Metazoa; Arthropoda; Insecta; Diptera; Drosophilidae
Source: RefSeq, a predicted model, not a curated record
UAGCUCGAAAGUAGUUCUACCCCUCCAUGAUAGGUUCGAUGAGGGCGCUACAGUUGCUCUUCCUUGGGCUUUUGUUGGCUGACGGCAGCCGAGGGGAGGCCGAUCCCUACCUCCUGGAGCAGCUCAUCCAAAUGGAAGGCAUCUUGGAUGUCAAGGAACCUGCACUGGAACCCCACAACCCCACCAACUACGACUUCAUCGUGGUUGGGGGUGGCACCUCUGGCUGCACUCUGGCCUCCCGCCUCUCCGAGAACCCCCGCUGGACCGUGGCCCUGAUCGAGGCCGGCGGGGUGGAGAACGUGGGCCACCUCACACCGCUGCUCUCCAGCUACACCCAGCUGACUCCCUCCAACUGGGGCUUCAAGUCGGUGCCCCAGAACGUGUCCUGCCUGGGGAUGAUCAACCGGCAGUGCGCCCUUCCGCGCGGCAAGGUCCUCGGGGGCUCCAGCUCCAUCAACACCAUGAUCUACAACCGCGGCAAUCGGCGGGACUUUGACGGCUGGGCGGCUGCUGGGAACCCGGGCUGGAGCUACCGAGAGGUGCUGCCCUAUUUCCUGCGCAGCGAGAACGCCCACCUGAAGGGACUGGAGCACUCCCCCUACCACAACCACAGUGGCCCGUUGAGCGUGGAGUACGUCCGCUUCCGCACCAAGCUGGUGGACGCCUUCGUGGAGGCCGCCGUGGAAUCGGGCCUGCCCCUCACGGACUACAACGGGGAGUCCCAGAUCGGGGUCUCCUACGUCCAGGCCACCACUCUGAACGGCAGGAGGCACUCGGCCUACUCCGCCUACCUCCAACCCCAGAGGGAUCUGCGCCCCAACCUGCACAUCUUCACCUUCUCCAGGGUGACCCGUCUGCUGGUCGACGAGGCCUCCAAGUCCGCCUACGGAGUGGAGUUCGACUACCGGAACCAGAGCUACACUUUCAAGGCCCGCAAGGAGGUUAUCCUGUCCGCCGGGGUCUUCGGCUCGCCCCAGAUCUUGAUACUCGCCGGGAUCGGUCCUGAGGAGGACCUCAAGGCCCUGGGGAUACCCCUCGUACAAGCGCUGCCCGUGGGCCGGCGGAUGUACGACCAUAUCAGCCACUUUGGACCCACCUUCGUGACCAACACCAGCCGGCAGACGAACUACAUCUCGCGGGUCACCACCACCGACUUGUUGUCCUUCUUCUACGACGCGAAGGCCGACACCCGGCUGAGCUCGAUCGGCGGGGUGGAGGCACUGGCCUUCCUCAAGUCCAACCGAUCGCAGCUGCCGCCGGACUGGCCCGACAUCGAGUUCAUGAUGGCCCCCGGAAGCCUGGCCAGCGACGAGGGCACUAGCCUCAAGAUGGCCGCCAACUUCCGAGACGAGAUCUACGAGAAGCUCUUCAAGGACCUGGCAGAAGCCGAGCAGGAUCACUUCACGCUGCUGGUGAUGCUGUUCCACCCCAAGUCGGUGGGUCGCUUGUGGCUAAAGGAUCAGAGUCCCUUCAGCGCGCCCCAGCUCGACCCACAGUACUACAUGGAGGACGCCGACGUGGAGGUAGUCCUGGACGGGAUCAAGGCGGCGCUGAGGAUAAGCGAGAUGCCGGCCCUGCAGAAGAUCGGCACGAAGCUCCUCAACAAGACGGUGCCGGGCUGUGAGGGCUUCGCGUUCGCCUCCGACGACUACUGGCGCUGUUCCAUCAGGACUCUCUCGUUCACCAUCUACCACCAGACGUCCACCUGCCGCAUGGGGCCCCAGAGCGAUCCCCAUGCCGUGGUGGACCAUCGCCUCAAAGUGCAUGGCCUGAGGCGACUCCGGGUGGUGGACGCCAGUAUAAUCCCCGUGAUCCCAGCCGCCCACACCAACGCCGUGGCCUACAUGAUUGCCGAAAAGGCGGCGGAUAUGAUACGGUCCGAGUGGGGUCAGUAACGAUCGUCAAUAAAAGCACCUCAACACUUUAA